AUGGAGGACUUCUUAAGAGACAGCCCAUUUGACGAGUCGAGCACCACCGACUCCUCAAGAGCGAAGCAGUACGACUCGUACUUGAACUACUCGCAAGGUCAGGAUGGUAGCUCGCAGGAUGAGUUUUCCCGGGUACAGCCUCAGACAGCAGACUCUCAACCACAAACAGACCACUUUAGCUUAGACUUGAACCAGCAAAUCAAGGAAGAGUACUCCUCUCCAACCGUCACAUCACCCACAACGUUUCAGAGUCCGACGCAAGGUGCUUCUCAAGGUCAACAGAACUUGAACCCCAAUGACCCCUACUUUAGCACGUUUGAGUUCUUAUCUUCGCCUUCACAACAGCCGGUGUCCCCAAGAUACCAACCCCAAGGCGCCGCUAGCAAUGACUUCACCCCAGGAUUUGGCUCACAGGCUGACCCUUUGCAGUUUAGCAUGAACGACAACUUCACCAACUUGGAUCAGCUAGUCUCACCGGAGAAUAACGUCAAUGACUCGGGCAUCAACAUCUUCUCCUCUGCUCAAUACUUCUCGCCAAACACAAGAGCAAAUCAUUACAAUCACUUGUCAGCCAUUGCCGAAGACAGCUUGCCAAACUCCUACCAAAACACUUUCAGUCCUGAACUUUCCAGACAUGGAUCCGUCAGUAUUCCUCCUCUGGGAGACCCAUACGUGUCGCCACUGGCUAACGCUUUCUUGUCACCACAGUCCAGACCCCAAGAUGGCAAUUUUGACAAUCUAAGGUCACCAUACUCUGGGACCUCGUUCCCUAAUUCACCACCUCCACCACUCAACUUGAACAUGAGCAAGAGCAUUCCUACAUCUGUUAACUUCAAUCAGACUUCCUUCAACGAGUCCCAUGCACAGCGACAACAGCAGCAGCAGCAACAGUCUAUUGAGAACACAUUGUCUCCGCCUAGUCUGCUGGCUUUGGGUACCUCCGCUCCAAGUAACUCGAAGAAGUCGGAACCCUACCCAACUAGUGGUAAGCAAUUAACUCAGGAAGAGAAAGCCAAGCGCAGAAGAGAGUUCCACAAUGCCGUGGAGCGCAGGCGGCGUGAUUUGAUAAAGGAAAAGAUCAAGGAACUUGGAUUUCUUGUGCCACCUUCUCUAUUGAACCCACAAGUAUGCGCCGUGCAAAGUCUACUGAAGCAACCGCAUCAGAAUUCAGCGGAGAUGAAGGAGCUUCUUUCAACGGUAAAGGUGAGAGAUUCAAAGCCCAACAAAGCUACUAUUCUUCUGACAUCUGUCGACUACAUAAUACAUCUAGAGAAGGUGGCCGAGCGUCAAGAGCAGCGCAGGAAAGAAAUUGAGAGAGAAAUUGCAGAGCUUGAAAGCGGUGUUGGAAAAGUAAAACUUGAGGACCCUGAUGAAACAUUAAACAAUUCCACAGGGCUUCCAGAUCAGGGUGGACUUCCCAAUCAGGACUCCCAAUUUAACCCCGACGACUUCUUUUCGGAUGUCAUCGCAGACAAUAAUCAGUAUAGCUAA
Candidozyma pseudohaemuli is the source of this 1491-nucleotide messenger RNA. RefSeq names its product Rtg3p (gene RTG3). The transcript has a single exon. Lineage: Eukaryota; Fungi; Ascomycota; Pichiomycetes; Serinales; Metschnikowiaceae. Gene Ontology annotation, molecular function: protein dimerization activity; DNA-binding transcription factor activity, RNA polymerase II-specific; RNA polymerase II cis-regulatory region sequence-specific DNA binding. Gene Ontology annotation, biological process: regulation of transcription by RNA polymerase II. Gene Ontology annotation, cellular component: nucleus. Bases 1 to 1491 code for a protein of 496 amino acids. The record is from RefSeq and is a predicted model, not a curated record.